AAGAAUAAUUAAUAAACGCUCAUAUAAACAAAGAUUCAUCACAUGAUUGUAUAUCUACAUAUGCGUAUGUAAACAUGUACAAGUAUAAAACUUUGUAGAAGGCAAAAAAACAAAGAAAAAGCCGAAAAACAAAAUUGCAUGGAAAAAAAUAAAUAACUGAAACAAAAGAAAACCACCAAGAAGUGCUUUCUUUAACAGAGAAAGCUCUUCAAGAACCUUAAAACAGUUCUGUUCCAGAGUUUCCGACCAAAAGCCAGUUUCUUCUUUAUCUGAUAUAGAGAAAGAGAAACGCAUGGAAGAAGAUUUGAACCAGAUUGUUAAUAGUUGCAAUUACAAUGGAGAAGAAGAGCAAGGAGAUCCAGAGAGCAACACGCUGAACCAGCCUCUGGUUAAGGCUAACCGAACAUUAUCUUCAACUCCACUUGCUUUGGUCGGUACAAAGGUUUCUCACAUCGAGAGCUUGGACUAUGAAAUAAACGAGAACGAUUUGUUUAAGCAUGAUUGGAGAAAAAGAUCAAAGACACAAGUGCUUCAAUAUAUAUUCUUGAAAUGGACAUUCGCUUGUCUUAUCGGUCUAUUCACUGGUCUUAUCGCCACUCUUAUCAACUUAGCCGUUGAAAACAUCGCUGGCUACAAGCUUUUAGCAGUUGGCCACUUCCUCGCCCAAGAAAGAUAUGUAACAGGUUUGAUGAUAUUUGCUGGGGGGAAUCUAGGGCUGACGUUGGUUGCGUCUGUGCUUUGUGUAUGCUUUGCUCCCACGGCUGCUGGGCCUGGCAUUCCUGAGAUCAAAGCUUAUCUUAAUGGCAUCGACACUCCCAACAUGUUUGGUGCUACCACUAUGAUCGUUAAGAUCAUUGGAAGCAUUGGAGCGGUUGCAGCUGGACUUGAUCUAGGUAAAGAAGGUCCUCUAGUUCACAUUGGAACCUGCAUAGCUUCAUUGCUUGGACAAGGCGGACCAGACAACCACCGGUUAAAGUGGAGGUGGCUUCGUUACUUCAACAACGACAGAGACCGAAGGGAUUUAAUAACGUGUGGCUCAGCAGCUGGAGUGUGUGCAGCCUUCAGGUCACCUGUUGGAGGUGUGCUUUUCGCCCUUGAAGAAGUCGCCACUUGGUGGAGAAGCGCCUUGUUGUGGCGGACUUUCUUCAGCACAGCGGUUGUUGUGGUCGUUCUAAGGGAGUUCAUAGAGAUAUGCAACUCAGGCAAGUGUGGACUGUUUGGAAGGGGAGGGCUUAUCAUGUUUGAUGUCAGUCAUGUAACUUAUACUUACCAUGUGACUGAUAUAAUCCCUGUCACGUUGAUUGGUGUCAUUGGUGGAGUUCUUGGGAGCCUCUACAAUCACUUUCUCCAUAAAGUUCUCAGGCUUUACAAUCUCAUCAACCAGAAGGGUAAGAUCCAUAAGGUGCUUCUCGCUCUUACUGUAUCUCUCUUCACAUCGGUUUGCCUCUACGGUCUUCCUUUCUUGGCCAAAUGCACGCCUUGUGACCCCUCAAUAGAAGAGAGGUGCCCAACGAAUGGUAGAUCAGGAAACUUCAAACAGUUCCAUUGCCCAAAAGGCUACUACAGUGAUCUAGCUACUCUGCUUCUCACCACCAACGAUGAUGCUGUCAGAAACAUUUUCUCUUCCAACACUCCCAAUGAGUUUAGCAUGGGCUCCCUUUGGAUAUUCUUUGUGCUCUACUGCAUCUUGGGGCUGUUCACGUUUGGUAUUGCGACACCAUCCGGUCUCUUCCUCCCUAUCAUCCUCAUGGGUUCUGCGUAUGGCAGAAUGCUUGGUGGGAUGAUGGGAUCUUACACUAGCAUUGACCAAGGGCUUUACGCUGUCCUUGGUGCAGCUUCACUCAUGGCUGGUUCCAUGAGAAUGACUGUGUCACUCUGUGUUAUAUUCCUUGAACUCACCAACAACCUUCUUUUGCUUCCCAUUACAAUGAUUGUGCUUCUGAUUGCCAAAACUGUGGGAGACAGCUUUAACCCGAGUAUCUAUGAUAUCAUACUGCAUCUUAAGGGCUUACCUUUCUUAGAAGCAAACCCGGAGCCGUGGAUGAGGAACCUCUCCGUUGGUGAGCUUGGUGAUGCUAAGCCUCCGGUUGUAACCCUGCAAGGUGUAGAAAAGGUUGCUAAGAUAGUUGAUGUGCUAAAGAACACUACGCACAAUGCAUUCCCUGUUUUAGAUGAAGGAGAAGUACCUCCUCAAGUGGGUCUAGGAACUGGGGCUAUAGAGCUCCACGGGUUGAUCCUGAGAGCUCACCUAGUUAAAGUGCUGAAAAAGAGAUGGUUCUUGACAGAGAAAAGAAGAACAGAGGAGUGGGAGGUCAGGGAGAAGUUUCCAUGGGAUGAAUUGGCUGAGAGAGAAGACAACUUUGACGAUGUGGCUAUCACAAGCUCUGAAAUGCAAAUGUAUGUCGAUCUUCAUCCUCUCACCAACACAACUCCUUACACAGUCAUGGAGAACAUGUCUGUGGCCAAGGCUUUGGUGCUGUUCCGGCAAGUGGGACUUCGACAUUUGCUUAUUGUUCCGAGGAUUCAAGCCAUAGGAAGGUCUCCUGUCAUUGGGAUCUUAACCAGGCAGGACCUAAGGGCAUACAACAUUCUACAAGCUUUUCCUCACUUGGAAAAAUCCAAAGGUAGAAAAGCACACUGAAUUGCUACUUAAUUUGUUUUUACCUGUUGUCUGUAAAAAUGGCUAUGCAGCUGUGUUGUUUUCUUCCCAUUCUUGAAGAUGUUUCUGUCCAGUUUUGCAACUUUUUUCUUCAUACCAAACAGAAUGUUAACAAAAUUCCAAAAUGAAUUGUAAGUAUUCUCUUUACCGUUCAUUAAAGUGUAUAAGUGUUUUUCUUAUGUUGUGGGGAUCUCGAAUCUUGAUCGUAGUCUUCGAAUCCAAAACGUUUUCCAAUAAAAACUCUUCCUCGAAUUUUCAAUAUCAUGUUUUGCACGAUUUUUGCACGGAUCUGUUUGUAACUUGAAUCUUCAUAAAUCCGUUUUUGCACAAAUUUUGCACGCAUCAGUAACACACCAAUUUUUGACUUCAUAAUCAGUUUAAGACACUUAAUAAGGCUUAUAUAAAUGUUAUUCAAACCGCAAAACGUUAUUUUUGGUUAAUAAACCCUACUUCAUCGGAAUUUCCUCGGAAUAUUUCAAGAAAAUUCCGAGGACAACUUAUUUUUCCUCAGAAUUUCCUCAUAAUUUCCUCAGAAUAUUCCGAGGAAAUUCCGAAGAACACAAACCCUAUAAUCAAAACUUGUUUUUCCUCACAAUUUCCUCGGAAUUUUCCGAGGCUUUUCCGAAGAACACAAACCCUAUAAUCAAAUCUUUAAAUCCUAUUCCGAAGAAUAUGUUUUCCUCGGCAUUUCAUCAGAAAACGCCGACGGAUAGUGAGUUCCUCGGAAUUUCCUCAGAAAUUUUUCGAAAUAUUCCGAAAAGUUCAUUUUCCAUCGGAACGUCCGUCAGAAUUACGCUGUUUUCUUGUAGUGGGUAGGGACGAAGGAUAACUCCAACAACCAUCUCAAGUUUGUCCAAAAAGGUGAGUAAUACAUGGAGAAAGUUGAUCUGUGGUAUGAGAAGGGCAAGGACGGUGUGGAGAGGCAUGAUUGAGAGUUGAGAGAGAGAGAGAGAGAGAGUGUUGCCAAGUGAGAUUUCUUAACUUUGGGAAAAAAGGUUGCAGAGACGCGGCGUUAAUAUUAAGUCAAGAGAAGAAAUUUUGAGAUGACUAAAAUGCCUUUCCUCUGUAAGAAAAAAGACUAUGUGAUCUUCUUGGACGUAUGUGUAGGAGAGAGCUUAGUAAUAAGAGAGAAGUUAACCGUAACUUUUGCUUGCUUGUCGUAUAUGCCGGGAAUAAGUGACGUCCUGCAUGCAUUAAUGAUCUUCCGUAAAAAAAGAAAAUAAAGUUUGAAAUAAAGUUAGGAGACGAGGUUGCCUUAAUUUCCCUGUUUUGUCGCGCAUCGAAAUAGCAUAUCAUGUUAACGUCGUACUAUAGGGUGCUUUGAUCAAACGAGGGAAAACAAACAAUGUUUUUAACGGUGGAGGUGGAAAAAAAAUGGAUGGAGGAGGUUAAACUAUCAAAAAGAUGAGCUACGACCGGUCUAACAUUUUUGAUUUUUAAAUAUUUUGCUCUUUGCAACUCGAGUUCUACCGUUGUUAAAAAAAAAGCCGCUAUAGUAAUGCCACGUCAUAGACAAUCGAUAGUAUUUACCUCUGGCUGCUUGGUUUACAUUAUUUUAAGGGAAAUUAGGACUACUACCUAAGCUCUUUAGUCUAUUUAGGUAUAUACCAAUUGACACUAUUAAGACACUGUAUAUAAUCAUUUAUGACUCUGUUAUCCCUAUAGCUACUCUAAUACAAUAUCGUCAAAUCAGAAAUAUUAAUAUUACAUUACUUUACCAACUAUUUCAAAUUAAUGUUCACCUUUCUUCCUCUUUCAUAUCUUAUAUUUCGUUCUUUUUCUUCUGUAAACACUAUUAAGACACUAUAUAUAAUCAUUUAUGACUCUGUUAUCCCUAUAGCUACUCUAAUACAAUAUCGUCAAAUCAGAAAUAUUAAUAUUACAUUACUUUACCAACUAUUCUAAAUUAAUGUUCACCUUUCUUCCUCUUUCAUAUCUUAUAUUUCGUUCUUUUUCUUCUAUAAAUAGCUUCCAAUUACUAGAGGACAAAUUAUCCGGUUAACAAAAUACAAAACUGUAUAAGAAAUCAGUUUUCUAUAUAAUUUGAUUACACUUAUGUGAAGGUUUGGUUUCAGGAUUUUUUAUUGGGUUUAUGGUUUAGUAUUGAAUUUAGGCUUUAAUAACUAGGGUUUGGGUUUUGGGGUUAUUAAUAUUACACUUAUGUGAAGGUUUGGUUUCAGGAUUUUUUAUUGGGUUUAUGGUUUAGUAUUGAAUUUAGGCUUUAAUAACUAAGGUUUGGAUUUUGGGAUUACUAAUAGGUUUAGAGUUUAGGUUUUAGGAUUUAGUGACUAGGGUUUGGGUUUUUGGCUACUACAGUGAUCUAGCUACUCUGCUUCUAGCUACUCUGCUUCUCACCACCAACGAUGAUGCUGUCAGAAACAUAUUCUCUUCCAGCACACUGAAUUGCUACUUAAUUUGUUUUUUUUUACCUGUUGUCUGUAAAAAUGGCUUUGCAGCUAUGUUGUUUUCUUCCCAUUCUUGAAGAUGUUUCUGUCCAGUUUUGCAACCUUUUUUUUCAUACCAAACAGAAUGUUAAAAAUAUUGCACAGAUCUCUA
Raphanus sativus (radish) is the source of this 5215-nucleotide messenger RNA. RefSeq names its product chloride channel protein CLC-b. Gene Ontology annotation, biological process: transmembrane transport; chloride transport. Gene Ontology annotation, molecular function: voltage-gated chloride channel activity; nitrate:proton symporter activity. Bases 293 to 2641 code for a protein of 782 amino acids. NCBI's taxonomy places the organism in Eukaryota, Viridiplantae, Streptophyta, Magnoliopsida, Brassicales, Brassicaceae. Gene Ontology annotation, cellular component: intracellular membrane-bounded organelle; plant-type vacuole membrane. The record is from RefSeq and is a predicted model, not a curated record. The transcript has 6 exons.